CAGAGUGAUAUUGAUCUUCAAUAAUAUUUUUCAUUGGAUUCUAAUGUACACAACUAGUGGUUUCCAAGAAGAAACUCCAAACGGGUUUCCUCUUCUUUCGAGGUCGAUUAGAUUGUAUGCACUUAUAUUUGAAGAUCUAAUCAGGAACAGUGUGACUGAAAUCUGAAAUUGAAGUCGGAUUUGCGCCGGUUCAACUGCAAGUGGCUAAUAGAUCCCAAAGGAUUCUCCGUGUCUAAGUUUUGUAAAGCUUAUAUGCUGUGGCCAAAUGCAGAGGAAAAUCUUGAUCUUCCUGUGCGUUGUUACCUGGAUUGUUAUUUUCUUUGUGUGGAGGACGCUGUUUUGGACGCGAGCUUAUGAUACCACAAAUAUGCAGGUACUUUUCACGUGUUAUCGACUGGCCUAUAAAAGAUGACUGACUAGUAUCGACUGAAAUUGAUUUGAAAGGGCAAGAAUUCCGUGUAACCCCACACAAUGGUGAAGGUAAUGAGAAGCUUUUGGGAGUACAGGUUUGGUUCCCGUUUAAGUUGAUUCAAUACAAUUUUUCCAAUUGAAACUAACAUUACAAGAACUGUAUGGUAGACAGUAAGGAUAAUAAGAAACAAGAUGACCUAUCUGUACAUGGCGCAUUAAUUUCUAUUAUAUUCCCCAUUUGCAUUAGAUGGUAUCAGUGGGUAAUUAUCUUCAAGAGCAGAUUAGUUUAUUGAGGUGAGUCCAAAAUUCAAAUAUUUCAGUUGUCAGUGCUUUAUAAUUCUUUUAAUUAAUCUUACACCAACCUCCAACAAGGAAAAUCAAAGGAAUAAGAGAAAAGUCUUUUAAUAGCCUGACUGUAAGUCGUCUAAGAGAGAUUGGUAUCUUAUGUCUUCGUUCAAAUCCUUGAUGAAUCAAAUUUGAAUGUCACAAGAAUAUACAGUCAAAUUCUUCUUGUCAGUACCAUAAAAAUGUAUGGGGAGUAGUUUUGAGAAUAUGAAUUCUGAUGUUAGGGUGUAAAGGGUUUUAGACCACGGAUCAUUUUGUUGGCGCACAACAUUAAAGAAUGGGGACAGAAAAUGUUUGUUGUUGUGGCCUUAUUCUAAUAAUUUAUUAGAACAGAUUGUAUGCUUGGUAUAUAAAUUUUUUUCAUCCACAAUCUGACUAUGAUUUACUAAAGUUUAUGAGGAAUUUAGUAGAUGAAACUAUUCAUCUCACCAAUUUUCCCUCAUUCUUACUUUGUACCAUUGGAUGCACAGGAUGAUUAUAAGUGGAUUGGCAUGAACCUUGCAUUCACUUCCUUACUGACUUGCCAUUGUGGUUCACCUCAUCCAUUUACCUCUGUCAGUUUCCAUACCACAUCCUAGUUUUUCAUGUCGCCAAAUCAGUGUCUCUUUUCAGUAAAUCUUAUGUGCACUAUUGUGUGAAACUCAAAAACUGUUUCAAUCUGCAGUGACAAGGUGAAUGAGAGCAAAAAGGCUACUAUUAAUGCUAUGAAGACUUUCAAUGACAAGAUAAAUCAGACAGUGACUAGUUUGGAUAAGAAGGUCAAAAAGCUAGGAGAGGCAGUUUUACAGAGGCACCAAAAAGCCAAGCAAGCUCUGCAAGUGUUAAGUGAUGGAGUAAAUCAAAAUGAAGAGGAGAAAGUUGAAGAAUAUACUCCAACAACUAUACCAUUGAGGUACUAAUCUUUGAUAAGAAAAUAAAAUUUAAAAAAUAAGCAAUUAAAGUAUACUCUGUACUGGUCAGCUAAGUGGCUCACCCAGCCAGAGCUUAUCCUGAUUUCCUCAGCAUGAAGCGACUAGGAUUAUUGCAACUCUCCCCCUCCCCCCUCCUCCUUGAUGGGAUGUUAGUCCAUUGCAAGUUUACCCUCCAGUAUUUCACCAGGCAUCCAUAACAAUUUUCCAGCACCCAUUUAUAAGUCCUGAGUUGAGAGAGGCUUUUUAAGGGAGUACUGAGAUAAAGGUUUCUUUCACAAGUCAGAACACAACAUAGUGAGCCAGUCAGGUCUCAAUCCCAGACUUCUCAACCAUGAGUGACCAGUGUGCUGACCAUUAUCCCUCCAAGCCAGUCCCAAAUGUCAAGGAGAAGUGACUCCUUUGUUAUUUUAAUGAAUCUGCCAUGAUUUCAGCUUUGAAUCCAGUACAUAUUACAUAAAUCUCUAUUCAAAUCAGCACUACUUGUAAUUUAUAUCAAAUUUCAAGUGUGUCAUCUGCCCACCUACCCCUCCCCUAACCCAACAACAGUCUAUUGAUAACAUGUCAGGGUUAAUGUUGGGUUAGGGGAGGGGUAGGUGGACAGUUGCCCAGAUACUGAUAUUGAUCCGUGAAUUAAGGCCAAAAUUUUACAAGUUAAUGUAGGUUAAAUUUCCUGAAUUCCAUAUCAUCAUCUUUGUGGAAAGUUUUGAUUCUUCUUCAAUCUGAAGAAUUCUUGGCAAACUAUUAGUCCUAUCAGUAUCCCCAUGAAAUACCCACAUCUUUAUGAUCUGGUUUUUAACACACAAUUGAAGUAAGUUACCAUGCAGAUUAUAAAGUGUGUAUUAAGAAAGUUAUACCAACUAAAGUUAUGUUAAACUUACUUUUUUGGUUAAUUAUUUUGUAUUGAGUUUAAAUACAUCUGUUGAUGUAUUUGUUGAUAUAUUUACAUGUUUGAAUGAUCAUAGAACUAGGGGAAGAGAUAUAAGAUCAAGUGCUUUUAAGAAUGAAAUGUGUAUUGAUUCAGUGGAAAAGCCAACAGGAAGUGAUGUUGAAUUGUAUGAAUGCCAUGAUGAAGGAAGAAACCAGGUGAGCUUCUCUUCAUUUUGUAUGCUCAUAACUUCUUUGGCUUCUAACUCAUUUAAUUUUACCUUUUUGACACACUUAAACCUUUGGUAAAAUGAAAUAUAACAUUAUGAAUUUUCAUUUUUGGUUUGAUUACACAUAAUAAUGGCUUUUCUUAUUAUUUUCAUUUUUCGCUACUUAUUAUAACCCUUUAAUUCCGGACCGAAUUUGUAAUUCUCUUUACUGUCAUGCAUACAAUUCUUAUAAUGUUAGUUCAGAGACUUCUGUAUUGGAUCAACUAAUUAUCCAUAAAUUGACAUUUUUCUUUAUUCUCAUGACUUAUCUGGUUGGUAUUGCAUUAAUAUUGUAAGGAGAAAUUCUGUCUUGAUCACUCAUGGGAGUUUAAGGGUUAAAAAAAUACAUUCCAUUUUCUUUAUUAGAUAUGCGGUGCAAUGAUAAAUUUUAUCUUUACUUUUAAUUGAUAUUAGAAACAAGUCUGAGAAAGAUUGAAUUUGUUCUAUCAUCAAAGACCUUGAGUUAACCCUUUAACCCCCAAGAUCUCAUUAGUAAUUCUCCUUACUGUCUGCCAAAUGAUUCUCAUUAUGUUAGUUUGGAGAAUUUGGUAUUGGAUCAGUUAGUAAUCCCAUAAUUGAUGUUUCUUUAUUCUCAUCUCUUGCCUGCAUGAUAUUGUAUAGAUAUAGUAAGAAGAAAUUCUGUCUUGAUCACUCAUGGGAGUUAAAGGGUUAAAGGUUUUUGUAUUCACUCGAUUCUUUUUUCAUUCUUGAACCCCAUUAAUUACAAUUAUGUUGCAACUGAAUCACUCUUAAGAUAGAAAGUUAAACAGAAAGACAGUGUCAUUUAACCUUUAACUCCCAAGAUUUCAUUGGUAAUUCUCCUUACUGUCUACUAUACAAUUCAUUUGCUGUUAGUUUGGAGAAUUUGGAAUUGGAUCAACCGAUAAUCCCCUAAUUGACAUUUUUCUGUAUUCUGGUUACUUGUCUGCCUGAUAUCCUACUGAUGGUGUAAGGAAGCAAUUUCUGUCAAGGUCACCAGUGGAACUUAAAGGGUUAAAAGAAAGUGGUUCUUAUGGAUUUUUUUUUCUAAAUUACACUUCUAUUCUUUACAAAAAUGGGAUAAUAUAGGGAGAAACAUGAAUUUUCUUGCCUUUGAGGAACAUGAUAUUUAUGACGUCAUCAUGCUAUUCAACCUCUGAGGACAAUGUUGGAUUCUAUUUCAGGUUCUUAUGCUAUUAGUAGUGAUUAUUUUGUCUCACUGUUGUUUUCCUCUGAUAGGCUUGGGCUUUAUCAAAUGGGUUUAUCAAAAACUAUGUUCAUGACAUUUGCUUGAGGUCUGCUAAUGGUUUUUAUGGAAGCUUAGUACAGACAGCAACAUGUGAUACUGAUGACAUAAAUCAGGUAAGAGCUCAUUUCCUCUGUGACAGAUCUGCCCAGCUGAAAAGAACAUUUAACAUGCUGAACACAUAUAUGUGAUUGAGAGUAUUCAAUUGAGUGUUGUAAACAAUCUAAGAUUACAUUGUUUUUAUUUUACUCUGCUCUGUUAUUUGUUGAGAAAACUCAUGCAUCAACUAAUCAGAUGCAAAACGUAAACCGAUUACAACUUGGUCAUCCUUGUUUGCUGGGCUCUAGCCAGUUUGCUUGUUUUUUACUUUCAAUUGAUUAUUCAAUGGCUCUUUAGGCUAUUUUUCUUUGUACUGAUCGGUGUGACUUCUCUCAAUUGGUUGAAUUUGAUUUUACAGCAUUCAAUCAGAAAGCUCUCUAUCAUGUAUCAUGCCAAAGCAAUGCAUGCUUUUCAGCUCUCUCAUCCUUACAGUGUCAGUAAACCCUUUCACUCCCAAGAUCACAUGAGUAAUUCUCCUUACUUUCUGCUAUACAAUUCUUAUGAUAUUAGUUUGGAGAAUUUGGUAUUGGAUUAGCUAAUAACCCAAAAUUGAUACUUUUCUAUACUCUCAUCACUUGUCUGCUUGUUACUGUAUAAAUAAUGUAGUGAGAAAUUCUGUCUUGGUCACUUGUGGGAGUUAGAGGGUUAAGCUGAUAGUGAUGAUUUUGAAUUAAAGGAUCCUUCAGACAUCUGAGGUCAUAUUUAUUCUUGUUUGACCCUAUACACCCUAACAUCAAUAUGUAUAUUCUUCUUACUAUUCACCAUACAUUAGCUAAGGUCCUGACAACAAGAACUUGUUUUACAAUCAAAAUUAGAGUGUCUUCAGAUGUGGAUCCUUUCCUUUAUUCUCAUGACCCUAGAUUCAGGGUUAUGUUGUAAGGAGAAAUUAGAUUCUAGUCACUCAAAGUGGUCAAAGGGUUAAAGGGGUAUCACCACCAAAUGUAUUCAUCCUGGAAGCUGGUCACCCCUGGGGUCUUAAUUGUUUUCUCCCUGAUGUCUGCUUAAUUCUCAUGAGGGGGUGUUUGAUGGAUUAAUAUGCCCUAGUUGUAUUGCAAAUGAUAUUGUUAUGAGGACUUACUUAAAAAUAAGUCAAGAUACAGCAUACCAGGAAGACCAAGGUAAGUUUUGAAACAGUUAAUUUCAUUCCCAAUGAGAAAAUUUUUAUUAAAAAAUGCAUUACUAGGCCAAUCAAAAGUUUGAUUGGGAUGAGAUUCUGCCCCUCUGCAGUCCUCUUCUCGUAAUCCCCCUCACCCAUCACCUUCUCGUAAUCCCCCUCUCCCAUCUGCCUCUCCCAUCCCCCUGUCCCAUCCCCCUUUCCCUAUAAUCCCCCAAGUAGUACACUGUAAACAGCAUACUUUUUUUAUGGCAGAAAUGGAGACAUGAAAAUGGAGCUAUCAUGUUAGAGGAUGAUGAGAAUGACAAUAAAUGCCUUGAGGUCGACAUUACAACCAAGAAACUUAUGAUCAGAGCUUGUGACAGCAAGAAAGAAUCUCAGCUUUGGAAGUUAUGACGUAGGCAUUUUGGAAGAUGUGAAGCUAAUUUAGUGUCAAUGUUGAUUGAAUUUUUAGCUCUUUUUGGAGUAUAAAACAGUUAUGUUAUAAUUAUGAUAUUAAUAUAUUAGGUAGUGAUAAUAUCAACUGAACAAAUAUGUUGAUGGACAAAUGAAGAUAUUUUGCAGAAAUUUCUCUUAUUAAUGAUGACAGAUUGUAUUUUAGAAAUACAUACCAUGCAUGUAUAUUAGUUUUUAUUAUAUAGAUAUACAGCUGCCAAAGUAGCUGAAGUUCUUUGAUUGGGCUAGGCUUGCUGUUUGUUUACAUAGAAAGAAAAACAGGAAGAAAAAACACAGUUGACAAAGGCCAAUAAGGGCUAAUUAAUAUAGCUGCAUGAAAAUUCAAAGAGCAAAUAAUUCUUAGACAUAUUGCUUAUUAUAGAAAUUAUUAAUUAACUCAGGUGGUGCAGGUUAGGGUUUCUGCUCAUGGUUAUACUGAAAUAAUAAAUAUUUUAUAAUUACAGGUGGGGAAAUUUGAAGAAGAAAAAUGAAAAAUAGAAAACAAAUUACUAAUUAAGAGUAUUACUUA
Molecule: messenger RNA, 6202 nt
Organism: Pocillopora meandrina
Lineage: Eukaryota; Metazoa; Cnidaria; Anthozoa; Scleractinia; Pocilloporidae
Source: the annotation of a GenBank genome assembly